This is a messenger RNA of Sinocyclocheilus grahami, 1335 nucleotides long. RefSeq names its product coagulation factor XIII A chain-like. NCBI's taxonomy places the organism in Eukaryota, Metazoa, Chordata, Actinopteri, Cypriniformes, Cyprinidae. Gene Ontology annotation, biological process: peptide cross-linking; blood coagulation, fibrin clot formation. Bases 1 to 1335 code for a protein of 444 amino acids. The record is from RefSeq and is a predicted model, not a curated record. The transcript has 10 exons. Gene Ontology annotation, molecular function: protein-glutamine gamma-glutamyltransferase activity.
AUGUCACUUGGGCAGCCCUGGGAACAACACGGCCGUAUUUCCCUUGACAACUCAAACUCACAUGAGUCUAACCUACUUGAGUAUGAGGCUUUUGAUGUUCUGAGCCCAAGGGGACCCUUAGAUGAAGUCUUCUUUAAAAAAAUAAUAAAAGCUGCAGGUCUCUCUGUGUUGAGCGUUGACAUGCGUGUGCCGGAGAACAGAAAAGAUCAUUACACGGACAAGUUCAAGAGUUCCAGUCUCAUUGUGCGCAGGAAUAAAGAGUUCACCAUCAUCAUCAAACUAGACCGGGCCUUCAGUGCAGAGCAGGAUGAUGUGCAGUUGGAGUUCCUGAUUGGCAGUUCACCUGAUGAUAACAAGGGCACCUACAUCACUGUGUCCAUUGGAAAAGGGAAACAUAACAGGCACUGGAAGGGUCGUGUGGUGGAAAUACAAGGCAAUGAAGUGACAGUGGGCAUAACACCUAACGCCAGCUGCAUCAUCGGCCGAUUCCGCACCUUUGUAGCAAUAGUGACUGAUUUUGGAAGACAGCGCACUCAGAGGAACCAAGACACUGAUUUCUAUGUGCUGUUCAAUCCUUGGGACCCUGCGGAUCAAGUGUACAUGGACAAAGAGGAAGACAGACAGGAGUAUGUGAUGAAUGAUGUGGGGAUCGUCUACAAUGGAGAACACAACAACAUAUCCUCCCGUUCAUGGAACUUUGGGCAGUUUGAAGAGGGGGUUCUGGAUGCCUGUCUUAUGGUAAUGGAUGCUGGGAAAGUACCGCUACUGUUCCGUGGAAAUGCCACUGAAGUAGUUCGGCAAGGAUCAGCUCUGCUGAACGCCCAAGACGAUAAAGGUGUCAUGGUUGGCAACUGGAGUGGUGAUUACUCCUCUGGCACAGCACCCACUGCCUGGACCGGAAGUCCUGAAAUCCUGCUCAAAUAUGCCAGUGAGGGUUGUGAGCCUGUGUGCUUUGCUCAGUGCUGGGUGUUUGCCGGCGUGAUGAACACUUUUUCGCGUUGUCUUGGGAUCCCUGCACGGGUCAUCACCAAUUACUUCUCUGCUCAUGACAACACGGGCAACGUGAAGACAGACAUUGUGCUGGACAAAGAUGGGAAAAUUGACAGAAGCCGAACAAAAGAUUCAGUCUGGAACUACCACUGCUGGAAUGAGAUGUACAUGAAGAGGCCUGAUCUGCCUGAAAACUUCUCUGGCUGGCAGGUGGUCGACUGCACCCCUCAGGAGACCAGUGACGGUCUUUAUCGAUGUGGCCCAACGUCUGUCAAUGCCAUCAAAGAGGGAGAGCUCAGCUAUCCGUUCGAUGCAAAGUUCGUCUUUGCAGAGAGUCACGUUUGA